This is a messenger RNA of Cryptococcus wingfieldii CBS 7118, 2373 nucleotides long. Its product is annotated as bromodomain-containing factor 1. Lineage: Eukaryota; Fungi; Basidiomycota; Tremellomycetes; Tremellales; Cryptococcaceae. The transcript is spliced from 4 exons. Gene Ontology annotation, biological process: regulation of DNA-templated transcription; chromatin remodeling. Bases 1 to 2373 code for a protein of 790 amino acids. The record is from RefSeq and is a predicted model, not a curated record. Gene Ontology annotation, cellular component: nucleus; chromatin.
AUGUCCCACUACCCGCCCACUGCUGCGGACACGCCCGCCGAGCCAUCCGUCAUCGCACAACCAGCGAACACCCCUGAUCCCCUCAAGCCGGCUACAGACCGAGACAUCCAGACCAAUGGUCAUUCCACUGCCACACCGGACGCCCCUCAGCCCUCGUCCGAGCAGCCACCUCUCCCGCCCGAUGGGCCUGUCCCACCAUCCCCUUCAGCCGGUGACGAACCACCACCCUCCCUGCCUCCCAGUGCCAUCCCCAGCGCUGUCCCCACGCCGGAUGUGAUUACCCUUCCGGGGGAGGCCCAGCUGUCGGCGACUUCACCAGCCACGGCCGAGGGGCAAGCCCAGGGAAGCGCGGCGCCAGUGUCGACGUCAGCGCAGACGCAGGGGAGCGAGGCGAUGGAUCUUGAUACGCCCGUUUCUACGCAGAGCAUCAAACGGCCUGGAGAGGAUUUGGAACAGGAGAGGGAAGAGAAGAGGGCGAGAGAGGAAGAAGCGACUUUGGAGCAGCAGCAGGCACCUGCGGGGCAGCCCCCGAUCGACAUUAACGUUCCUCUUGUCGGGCCCGAUGGCCAGCCGCUGCCUCCACCUGCUUGGCUUUCAUACGUACCCCCUCCUCCCCGGCCAACCGGUCCCACCACGCCCCUCACGCUCACGCAGCACAAGUACAUUUUGAACGCUGUGCGAUCUCUCAAAAAGCGAUUACCAGACGCGUACAACUUUUUGGUGCCCGUCGACACUGUCCGGUUCAACAUUCCGCACUAUCACCAAGUGAUUGAAACGCCCAUGGACCUCAGCACUGUCGAGACCAAGCUGGUAGUGUCGGAUCCUCGCGGGCCGCCAAAGGACAAGAGCAAGAUGAGCAAGUGGGAUACGAGCAAGGGACGGUAUGGGAGCGUGGCCGAGGUGGCUGCGGAUGUACGGCGAAUCUGGGAAAACUCGAGAAAGUUUAACGGGGCAAACCACCCUGUGAGCUUGAGUGCGACAAAGUUGGAGGAGGCGUUUGAGAGGAGUCUGUACAAUCUGCCGCCCGAGCCCACUUUCGUGCCCCCUCCUCCUCCUGUCGCUACCCCCGGAUCCAGCGCUCAUGCCCGCCGGCCCUCCAUCUCCCAACCUCCCACCAUCCGCCGCUCUUCUGACGACACCCGCCCCAAGCGCGAAAUCCACCCUCCUCCUUCCAAAGACCUGGCCUGGGAAGAGUCUCCCGGCGGCGCGCGCAAACCAAAGCGCAGAAGCGACCCCCAACUCCAGUGGGCCAACCGUGUCAUCAAGUCUUUGGAAGCCACCACCAAAUACUAUGCCAUCGUCUCCCAUUUCCUCUACCCCGUUGAGCAGCUCGUCGCUCAACUUCCCGACUAUGCCACUGUGAUUAAAAGGCCUAUCGACUUGAACCAUAUCAAGCAAAAGCUGGCAGAGGGGUUGUAUGAUGAUGUGCAGCAGGUGGAUGAGGAUGUGAGGUUGAUGGCGAGUAAUGCGAUGAGGUUUAAUCCGGUGGGCCAUGAGGUGCAUACCAGCGCGACGCAGUUGCUGCAGGUUUGGGAUGAAAAGUGGAGGAGCCUGCCGCCCAAGGCGGAAACCAGGGAGAGCAGCGAAGACGUCGACUAUGAUGAUUACUCGAGUGAUGAAGACACUGUGCAAUUGCGAGCGCUUGAAGCCCAAGCUGCCAGCAUCAAUACGCAAAUAUCUUCUCUCCGCUCUAGAAUCAACAAACGUCGCACUUCUCGGGGCAACAAACGAGCCAACAAGCCCAAGGGCCACUCGCACAAACCCUCCGUAUCCAAGCACUCUCCCUCUCUCAACGGAGGUUCAUCUCAAAACAGAAAGCCUUCCAAGAAGAGCGGCGCCGCGCACGGGACUUAUAUGGAUGACCUGGAGAGCGAAGAUGAGGAUGAAGAGGACGAGGAGGAAGAGGUCGGUGAAGGGAUGUUGUCGCAUGAGCAAAAGCAAGAGUUGGCGGAAAAGAUUGGGCAAGCGGGGGCGCAGACUUUGCAGGAUGUUGUGGAGAUUAUUCAGCAGACCACCAACCUUGGAUCUGAGAACCAAGAAAUCGAGCUGGAUAUCGACUCGCUGCCUGCCGCUACCAUCUCUAGGCUGUACAAUCUGGUCUGUCGGGGUCAACGUGGUGGACAUGCGAAGCGCGGUCGUGGCGGUGGCAAGAAGGCUACAGGGACUGGGCGCAAGGCGAUGGGUGGUGUUUCUCGACGCAGCGUCAAUGAGCGCGAAGAAGCCGAGCGUAUUCGAAAGAUGGAGGCUCAGCUCCAGGCUUUCAGUGGUCAGGGAGCUGGGAUGCAGCUUGGGCAGCAGGCCGGAGCGCAAGGGGGCGCGAAUGGGUUUGAAGAGGACAGUAGCAGUGAAGAGGAGAGCUCGGAGGAAGAGUAG